Messenger RNA from Symbiodinium natans, 693 nucleotides. The record is from the annotation of a GenBank genome assembly. Lineage: Eukaryota; Dinophyceae; Suessiales; Symbiodiniaceae.
AUGUUAUCUUGGGUUUGCGAGGAUCCUGUUGAGGGAUCGGAGCCUUUCGCUCUGCUUCGAGGCGAAGACUCAGAUGAGGAGCCGACUGGGACCGUUGUGAAAGCAUCCGUCGAUCCGGCACCGCUGCCAAUUCCGGACAUCCAUGACAAGUGGCAAGUGGUUGCUGGCGACGCUUUCAUGGCGAUGUGGUGUACCAUUCCGGGUGCUUCGCUUUUUGCAGCCGGGUACAUGGUGAGGCACUACUUGAUCCGGCGCUGGCAGAUCAUUUUUCCAAAGGAGCAGACCCUAGCCAAGAGGCUGCGGUCUGUCGUCUUCGGGGAGGCGCUGGCUUGGAUCAUCCUGGUCACAGCGACGCUGGAGGAUGCCUGGUUCGUCUUCAUGAACGACGCGACCUUCACGUCCCAGUACUACAAACCCAGCGAGAAGGUCAUGACGGUGGCCGAGGAGGCGCAAGCUGACUUCGCUUUUGCUCCCAUCUACAUCGUCAACAACAUCUGCCUCCUCGGUGCCUUCCUUUUGCUGCGGAUCCUGCUGAUUCAGACGGUCGAGGUGGCGGCCGAUGUUCACACCCACAAGGUUGCAGCCAGGAUGCAGCCAAAGCUGAACAACUUCAAGCAUGCCGGCAUGGGAAAGAGGGCCCACGAGGUCUUGCAGAGGCUGCAGACUGCCUUUCCCGACUGCUACGAAAGAGAG